CAUGGCUAGGACCAAGCAGACAGCUCGCAAGUCCACCGGCGGCAAGGCGCCACGUAAGCAGCUGGCCACCAAGGCGGCCCGCAAGAGCGCGCCGGCCACGGGCGGCGUGAAGAAGCCGCACCGCUACCGGCCCGGCACGGUGGCCCUGCGCGAGAUCCGCCGCUACCAGAAGUCCACGGAGCUGCUGAUCCGCAAGCUGCCGUUCCAGCGCCUGGUGCGAGAGAUCGCGCAGGACUUCAAGACCGACCUGCGCUUCCAGAGUUCUGCCGUGAUGGCGCUGCAGGAGGCGUGCGAGGCCUAUCUGGUGGGGCUCUUCGAGGACACCAACCUGUGUGCUAUCCAUGCCAAGCGUGUCACUAUUAUGCCCAAGGAUAUCCAGCUUGCGCGCCGCAUCCGCGGGGAGAGGGCAUAAACUGUCCUUUCUAAUCCGCCUUGGGCGCAUUUGCUUUCUUCCAAAGGCUCUUUUAAGAGCCACUUCUGUUCUCAUUGA
Messenger RNA from Orcinus orca (killer whale), 490 nucleotides. Its product is annotated as histone H3.1. Gene Ontology annotation, cellular component: nucleosome. The record is from RefSeq and is a predicted model, not a curated record. Bases 2 to 412 code for a protein of 136 amino acids. Gene Ontology annotation, molecular function: protein heterodimerization activity; structural constituent of chromatin; DNA binding. The transcript has a single exon. NCBI's taxonomy places the organism in Eukaryota, Metazoa, Chordata, Mammalia, Artiodactyla, Delphinidae.